AUGGAGACGCCCUUGGACCUAUUGAAACUGAACCUCGACGAGCGGGUGUACAUCAAGCUGCGCGGGGCCCGGACGCUGGUGGGGACGCUGCAGGCGUUCGACUCGCACUGCAACAUCGUGCUGAGCGACGCAGUAGAGACGAUAUACCAAUUGAACAACGACGAACUGAGCGAGUCUGAAAGACGGUGCGAGAUGGUGUUUGUCAGGGGGGACACGGUGACCUUGAUCAGCACGCCCAACGACGAGGACGGCGAGGGCGCGGUGGAGAUAUAA
Messenger RNA from Saccharomyces eubayanus, 273 nucleotides. It is a transcript of the gene LSM3, whose product is annotated as U4/U6-U5 snRNP complex subunit LSM3. Gene Ontology annotation, molecular function: RNA binding. NCBI's taxonomy places the organism in Eukaryota, Fungi, Ascomycota, Saccharomycetes, Saccharomycetales, Saccharomycetaceae. The record is from RefSeq and is a predicted model, not a curated record. Gene Ontology annotation, biological process: P-body assembly; mRNA splicing, via spliceosome. Gene Ontology annotation, cellular component: U6 snRNP; P-body; U4/U6 x U5 tri-snRNP complex. Bases 1 to 273 code for a protein of 90 amino acids. The transcript has a single exon.